Messenger RNA from Suillus subalutaceus, 936 nucleotides. RefSeq names its product AAA domain-containing protein. NCBI's taxonomy places the organism in Eukaryota, Fungi, Basidiomycota, Agaricomycetes, Boletales, Suillaceae. The transcript is spliced from 5 exons. The coding region runs from base 208 to 762 and encodes 184 amino acids. The record is from RefSeq and is a predicted model, not a curated record.
CAUUGACGAAGCGUCCCAAAUCGAGAUUGGUGACUACAUUCCACUCCUCACCUCUCACACCUCCAUUAGAAAGGUGUGCUUCAUUGGUGAUGACAAACAGUGUAAGUAUUGCCACCCUAUGGUCAGGAUGAUAUUCAGGACCUGAAGAGCAUCUUCGAGGUCAAGCAUCUCAAGGACCAUGCCAUUUUUUUAAAUACCCAAUACAGGAUGCCCCCUCAAAUUGGAGGGUUCAUCUCUGAAGCUGUGUAUGGUGGCCUACUCGAGUCGAAUCCGCUACACCCCGUCACGAACGAGAGAAUGGCUUGUCAUUUUGUCAACAUUCCCAGCCAGGAACAGCUACAUGGAACUAGCUGGAAGAACGUUGGAGAGUGCCAAACCAUUCUCUGCAUCGCUAACAUGUUACAAGCGAGUAAUAAGCAAUUCCGCAUCAUCACCCCGUAUGACGCUCAGCGGAGUUUGAUUGAGGAGGGUUUAAAGCUGCAGGAGCUCGAUUGGGAGGACAAAUGUUUCAACGUUGACUCGUUUCAAGGCAAUGAGGAAGAUUACAUUGUGAUCUCACUCGUGCGGUCCACGGCGCUCGGAUUCCUCGCCGAUUUGCGCCGGACUAAUGUCAUGCUUAGUCGGUGCAAGAAAGGCAUGAUCAUCUGCACGAGCCAGAAAUUCAUGAAGCGGGCAGGGUGUGACUCACUCGUAGGCAGCCUGUUAGAGUAUUACGAGCACGAGUGGAUUGAGAAGGACGAGUUGGAGAGGAUUGUGGUGUAGGUGGGCUCGUGAAGGUGCUAUUCGAAUGGUCGUUAUCGGACUUGAACAGGGCUUUGAGUGCUUUCGUGAUGAUCGUUAGUUGUACGAUACUUUACUGUUGGUUUGUACGAUAGCUCGCGCGUUUGGUUGUACCUGGAUGAAGGCAUAUUUUUUUUAUUUUUCUUGAGUUGAGGA